AUGGAUAUUGUAAAAUGUCUUUUUAAAGAAUGUUUUAUUGUAUUUACCAACAUUAAAAGAUGUAAGGAGAUUUGCACAAGUAAGAAAUCAUGUGAAGAAGCAAUCAAUACGAUUUAUGUCAAUCCAUAUGAAUUAACAAUCCAUCAUUCAUUUGAUGAAAUUAUUCCAUUAUUUCCUAAUUUACAAACAUUUUAUGUUAGAAGAUGUUCAUCAAGAUUAUACAAAAUAACAGCAAAUGAUAUUCCACUUAUUGAAGUAGGAGGAUGGAAUGAACAAUCCAAACAAACACAAGUGUUUAACACAAAAUGGUUUUGUUCCAAAAUAAGGAAAAUACGAAUAGAUGGAUAUUAUUGUAAAAAAGUAAUAGAAAAACAUCCAAAUUAUUUUAUUCAAUUACAAGAAUUAGUUGUUAUGAAUGGAAUUAAUAUUAAUGCAUUAAUACAAUUAUUUGAAUUACCAACAUUAAAAAAGUAA
Entamoeba histolytica HM-1:IMSS is the source of this 474-nucleotide messenger RNA. RefSeq lists its product as uncharacterized. The record is from RefSeq and is a predicted model, not a curated record. Bases 1 to 474 code for a protein of 157 amino acids. NCBI's taxonomy places the organism in Eukaryota, Evosea, Mastigamoebida, Endamoebidae. The transcript is spliced from 2 exons.